Paramuricea clavata is the source of this 330-nucleotide messenger RNA. NCBI's taxonomy places the organism in Eukaryota, Metazoa, Cnidaria, Anthozoa, Malacalcyonacea, Plexauridae. The record is from the annotation of a GenBank genome assembly.
AAUCGUGCGGAGAGAAAACAUGAAUCAGCAACAGAAUGGCUUGAAGCCUACACGAGGAGGCUCAAUAGCGAUCUUAGGAGACUCAAUGUUAAAAGUGCUGAACCCGUCAAAAUUAUACGGGGCUCGACUGGCAAACAAAUCAUAGUCAAGAUCUUUCCCGGAGCAACUACCGAAGACAUGAAAUACUAUGUUAAGCCAACUCUCGAAAGGAAUCCCGAGCUUGUUGUGCUACAUGUGGGAACAAAUUAUGUCCAUGCAGCGAAAGGAACCUUGGGAAAUUGCGGAUCAGAGUUAACUCAAAAUCAGAGAUUAUUCAGAGGCAAGAUGUAG